UGCCACUAAAGUCGCCUUCAAUAAAGCAGUUUUUUUUAGCACCGGGGUGCGACCAUUCAAAGAAUUGCAUCAAAAGAUUACAGUGAGAGACACUCGACAAGGAAUAGUUAACUGGUAAUACCGCACGCGUUACAUAGAAAAUCGCCAAAACAGCGUAAAAACGGCCUUUGGCAACAAAGCUGCAACAGAAGGGUAAGGAGGACUGAGGGAUUGAUCUAGAGCUAUUUGCAAUGAAUGGAACUUCCCUGUUACGCCACAAAAGCCUUUGUGAGUACAUUUGCAAACAACACCAGCAAAAAUACAAUGAGGGGCAUAGACAUGGAAUAGGUUUUGCUACGCUGUUUCUGGCACUUUGUGUGACUUUUCGAAUUGUGCCAUCAACGUGUGCAGCACCAAUAGAUGGCCAGAAGAACCAUGCUCUCUACUCGAAAAAAACAACGAUGGAAGGGACUCAGGACAGCACAUCGUUGAGAUUUAAGAACUGUGCUGAGCUGUACAAAUCCGGCCAAAAGAUCAGCGGUGUUUACACAAUCGACCCAGAUGGUUCGGAUGCCUUUGAUGUAUAUUGUGACCAAACAACAGCUGGUGGGGGGUGGGAAGUGUUUCAGAAGAGAUUCAAUGGCUUUGUUGAUUUUAACCGCACUUGGGAUGACUACAAACAUGGCUUCGGUAACUUUACUGGGGAAUUUUGGCUCGGACUGGACAAGAUAUACCGCCUGACACGAAACGAGACAAAGAACAUGCUACGAGUUGAUCUGGGAAAAGCCACUGGCGAAACUGUUCACGUUGAGUAUAGCUGGUUCGGGAUUGGGAGCGAGACAGCUAUGUACCGACUGUACAUUGGCAAUGUUACAAAUGCAACUGUUUCCUUUGAUUCCCUCGGUGGUCACAACUAUUUCGAUUUUGGUACCUGGGAUAGAGAUUCUGCGGAUUGCACUCAAAAAAGAGGUGGAGGCUGGUGGUAUGGCAAAAGUAAAUGUGCUGUUUGGUCAAAUCUCAACGGAAUUUAUCCAUGUUGUGGAAAUGAAACUGGGGCCAAUAUCCACUGGGAUAAAUUAGUUUCAACUAGUCCGAAAGGCGGCGCUCCCACAUCAACUGAAAUGAAAAUUAGACUCGUAGAUUUUCUGUAAACUUUCUUUGGAAGAGUAUAGUGAUUUUCACGUGUUCUGAUCAAUGUAUAACUGGCCUAGUAUAGACGAAUCUGACGUAUCCCUCGCUGAUUACGAUUGCGAUUUCCUGAUGAGUGUUCACUUUGCCUCGCUGGAAUUCAAAUAUAUUCAUGUGGGGAAACACCAUCGUAAAUUGUUUCCCAGUGAUUACUUUAUAACCAAUGAUUCGAAAAUGCUACAUAUCAAAAAUUAGUUCGUUGCUGUCGGAAUUAAACCAAAAUAUCCUUUAGUCUAGUUUUAUUGUAUGCUGUUCAUGAUUUCUGCGCGUGUUUAAAGUCUGCAAUAAUGAAACUUACAUCUGCCCAAUCGAUGCUGUUUUAAAACAUUGAGGAGUAGUUUUUACCACAAAUAAUUUAUAAUAUGCUGAUAAGAAAAAUUCAACCAUAGUAUUUUGGCUUAGAUUUUAAGAGCACUCGUCCUGGUCAUUUGCAUUAGUGUCACAACUAUUUGAUUCUUAGCAGGCUUUGUAACAGGGUGGAAGCUACAUCCCAUAAUUCUUUUAGAUUAAAUCAAAACGAUGAUCUCACAACUUGCAAAGAAGUUUUCAUAUAUGAAUCUUUUCAUCGAAUUGUAGCGUAAUGAACCAUCAGCUUGAGUUUAUAUGUAUAUAUUUUCUCCAAUUUUCACAGUUUUUUCCUUUGAAAUAAUUUUUUAAGACUUUGUUAUUUUAUCGGUAUCAAUAAACCCAUUGAAUAUGAUAUUACAAAAAAAAACUAUUCGUUAUGUGUGUUUUGUCAUAUGAUUAAGUGAAUACUGUUAUAUAUUAUUUAUGUAUUUGUAUCGAUAGCCUGAACCUUGUCCCAUUUUGAAGGAUUAUUUUGUCUGCAUAUAAUAUCGACCACAAAUAAAUAAAACUAUUUCAUCCUAAGCACUAAGAAAAAGACAAUCCCACAUAUCUAUACCAAAACAAUAUUCAUUGUUUGCCGGAACAAGGAAAUCUGUAUGAAGGAGAAGGGGGCGGGGAGGGGGAAUGUGUUAAGACCAAAGCCGUCCCACCCCCCUCCCCCUAUGCGGCCUGCGGGUAGCUAGGGGUGGGUAGAUGACAAAGGCGGGUUCUAAGGUUGAUGGUGAACUUAAAGUGAUCCUACCGAUUCACGUUCAAGAAUGAGACAAACCUAGACAUGGAAAUCUUCAUCCUUCAUGCAAAUUUGAGCUUUAGAUAAUGCAUGAGUUUUCUCCAUUUUCUUCGCCGGAAAAAAACGC
Stylophora pistillata is the source of this 2372-nucleotide messenger RNA. Its product is annotated as angiopoietin-related protein 7. Lineage: Eukaryota; Metazoa; Cnidaria; Anthozoa; Scleractinia; Pocilloporidae. The record is from RefSeq and is a predicted model, not a curated record.